AAGAAGAAGAGAGCAGAGAGCUGCUAUUUCGAACCUCAACUGACUCGCCAUUCGCCAACGUCCAAAAAGUCUUUAAAUGGUAUGGACCCCCAUUCAUUUCAACGUGUUCCAACCCGAUUGGGCCAACCUUUUUCCCAUUACAAAAAAUUCCCAGAUAUUUCUGCUAUCCUAUCAUUGUUCGUUUCUUUGUGCUUGCCAGUUGCCAGUUGCCAGUUGCCACUCCCAACAAAGCCCAAAGAAUGUCCUCCAAUGGGUUUUUGACAACCCGCUCUUCCGACGUCCUCUAUCUUCCUUUAUUUUCCUUGCCACCUUUUUACACCAAAUCUGAUCCAAUUCAGAACCACCGACCUCGUAAUCAUUGACCCCAGUCCCCUAGUUUUCUGAGAAAAAAGAAAUUCCCUUUUUUUCCUAUAUGCUAACACUAUCUUUAGCUUCCCAAAAUGUUCAUCGGCCUUACUUUACUCAUUUCUUACUGAAUUUUCUGGCCAUCUGAUACUUUUUUCCGGGUAAAUUCCAUAUUUACUCAUCUGGGUCAUGGCCAUUUUUACCAUAUCAAUGUUUCUUGGCCUAAUUUGAGGCAAUUUCACAGAAACUCAACAUCAUAUCCCCCUUUUUUUUGAGAUGGAAGGGCCGAGUGUUGUUCAACAACACUGCGAUCUCAAUUCCUCGAGAAAUAUUCUCUUCGAAAAGUACGAGAUGGGGAGGUUGUUAGGCCAAGGCACCUUUGCCAAGGUCUACUAUGGCAAGAACCUCAUCACCAACGAAAGCGUUGCCAUCAAGGUCAUAAACAAAGCCAACGUCAAGAAAGAAGGCCUAAUCGAGCAAAUCAAGCGCGAGAUCUCCGUCAUGCGCUUGGUUCGCCACCCAAAUGUAGUGGAGUUGAAGGAAGUCAUGGCCACCAAAGCAAAGAUAUUCUUCGUGAUGGAACAUGUCAGAGGGGGCGAAUUGUUCGCAAAAGUAGCAAAGGGAAAGCUCAAGGAGGACUUGGCAAGAAAGUAUUUCCAGCAGUUGGUGAGCGCGAUCGAUUUCUGUCACAGCCGCGGUGUUUCACACCGAGACUUGAAGCCCGAAAAUCUCCUUCUCGAUCAUAACGAGGACUUGAAAGUGUCCGAUUUCGGCUUGUCGGCGCUGCCGGAGCAGCUCUGGAAUGACGGGUUGCUCCACACGCAGUGUGGCACACCGGCGUAUGUGGCGCCGGAGGUCUUGAGGAAGAAGGGGUAUGAUGGAGCCAAGGCUGAUAUCUGGUCUUGUGGAGUAAUUCUCUUCGUUUUGCUUGCUGGGUAUCUUCCAUUUCAAGCCGAGAACCUCAUGAAAAUGUACAGGAAGGUUUUCAAGGCUGAAUUCGAGUUUCCUCCAUGGUUUUCCACCGAUGCAAAGCGGUUGGUAUCUGAGCUCCUCGUUUCCGACCCGGCAAAGAGAAUUUCAAUCCCGGAGAUAAUGCAAAAUCCUUGGUUUCAAAAGGGGUUUGCAAAGCCAAUUGCGUUCUCAAUCCAAGAACCGGUAGGAGAGAGCGAUGAGAAGGAUGAGAAGUCUUUGUCACCGCCUUUUUAUAACGCUUUUGAACUCAUUUCGUCGAUGUCGUCCGGGUUCGACUUGUCGAGCUUGUUUGAAUGUAAGAGGAAAUCGGGGUCCAUUUUCACGUCCAAGUGCUCGGCUUCGGUGAUUAUGACGAAGCUUGAGGCUGUGGCGAGUAGGCUGAAUUUCUGCGUGACGAGUGUAAAGAAAUUCAAGCUGAAAAUGCAGGGGAAAAUGGAUGGUAGGAAAGGAAAGUUGGCGGUGACGGCGGAGGUGUUCGAGGUGGCGCCUGAGGUGGCUGUUGUCGCGUUCUCCAAGUCCGCCGGGGACACCCUUGAGUACAAGAAGUUCUGUGAGGAGGACGUGAGGCCUGCGCUCAAAGACAUUGUUUGGAGUUGGCAGGGUGAGAGUAACUGUCAGUCUGUCACCACCAACUGUAACGGGGCAUGUUCUUAGUUUUAGAAAUCCUUAAUUAGUCUAAUUAGAGUUUGAUCCAAUUCUUUUGUUUUGAGAAUGUAAUGCAGUGUUUUGAAAUCUGUGUUGCAAAUAUUUUGAUGCAGUCUAAUUACUGUAUGUGUAUAUAUAUAUAUAUAUAGUGAAUGCAUGUGUGAUGGGUGAUUAGUGAAGGAUAUUAGGUAAGAGGAAUGAGAAUUUCAGAUUGAUUUUCUUGUACAAUACUUUUGAGAUUUGAAUGACUAGAAAAGUUCUGUUGUUGGUA
Alnus glutinosa is the source of this 2233-nucleotide messenger RNA. RefSeq names its product CBL-interacting serine/threonine-protein kinase 5-like. Gene Ontology annotation, molecular function: ATP binding; protein kinase activity. NCBI's taxonomy places the organism in Eukaryota, Viridiplantae, Streptophyta, Magnoliopsida, Fagales, Betulaceae. Gene Ontology annotation, biological process: signal transduction; protein phosphorylation. The record is from RefSeq and is a predicted model, not a curated record. The transcript has a single exon. Bases 622 to 1971 code for a protein of 449 amino acids.